AUGUUUUUAAAUGGAAAUUCAUUUGCAAUGGAUGUCAAUACAACCGAACCCGAUCUAUUGACCGUGGAAACUUCUCCUACUCUUGAUCAAUCGUCGUCGUUAAGUUCUCCAGAUCUACAAGACACGUUAUCUGCGGCCCAACAUUCUUCAUCUACAGUAUCAUCAAGUGAAAAAUACACGCGUGAAAAAAUUCAGCAUUCAUUAAAAUACAACAAAACUAAAUACGUUGUUCUCAGCAAUUCGAACAAUAAAAAAUCGUCUGACUGCUGGCGUUUAUUUGGUUUUCCAGCAAAGCGCGAUUCAAGUGAUAUUCCUCGGAAAAUUGAAGGUUUUGUUUCAUGCAGAAACUGCUUUGCGACCUAUUCGUAUGUUUCCAACAGCACUACUUUUCUGAAAAAGCAUCAUUGUGAUUCUCCUCGUCAACAAACCAAAUCUACACCUUUGUCUUCAUCUCGUAGCUCAACUACUUCCUCUCAACCUUUGAUCACUGGAUAUGGACAUCCAAAAUCUAUCCGUCUGACAGAUAGCCAUUCAAGAGAAAUGAAAGACUUAUUGGUUCGAUGGGUUUGCCAGGACAUGCGACCUUUCGCCGUAGUCGAUGACGUUGGUUUUCGUGAAUUUUCACAACGCUGCAUAUCAAUCGGUGCUCAAUACGGAAAUAUCGAUGUCAAUCAAGUCCUUCGUUCUGCUCAUACCAUAUCUUCCCGCACUCAUGAAUUAGCCGACAAAGAACGAUCUCGAUUGAAAGAACUUCUAGCUGAUGCUUUGCAAAACGGUUCACUUUGUUUAUGUCCUGAUCUGUGGACCGACAGCAAUCAACAGUGUUCGUAUUUGGGCAUUUCUGCUUCUUUUGUCGAUGAUAAAUAUCAAUUGCACAGCAUCGAUUUGUGCUGUCAUCCAUUUCCGAACGUCAAAAAAACUGCGGAAAAUAUCUUUAUGGAAAUGGGAAAAGCAUUAGAACGUUUCGACAUUUUUGAUCUGACUCAAGUAACAUUUGUUUCUGAUCGAGGUGCUAAUUUUGUCAAAGCAUUACAACAUUUUCAAGCAUACUCAUGUACCGCUCACCGCCUCAAUAAUAUUGUAAAACGUUGUUUCUUCAUAAAUGAGGCGAAGAAGAACGAGGAAGACUCUACUAGCACUGAAGUUUCCUUUGAUGAUAAUGGACCCGAUGAAGAAGAUGUUGACGCACUGAUCGAUAUCAAUUCGUUGAGCGAUGUUCCGAAAAAGGCUUUAUACAUUCUUCAAAACGUGAUCGAAUGCAAAAAACUCGUGAAAUAUGUCAAACAAUCUGGAAUUAACAAAGAGAUUAAAGAAUCCGGUGGCAUUAGUCUUAAACAAUCAACUGCUGUGCGAUGGCUUUCGUUUGUGAACCUUCUCGAAUCUAUUGAUCGAUCGUUUUUGGCUAUUAAAAAGGUUCUUGCGAAUAAGAAAAAGACUUUUGCGAUACAAUUGGACGUUGUGCAAGGGUUGGUUCGACUUCUACUGCCUUUUAAAGAACUAAUCAUUAAACUUCAAACUGGCAAAAUGCCAUCCUUGCAUUAUGUUCUCAUUGGAAUUGGCACUCUUCAAUCAGCUUUAUCGUCUUUCGACUCUUUAUUAGAAUAUGAGAAGAAGAACAAAAAGUAUUCAUGUAAAGAGGACCUUUGUUCAUUAGAUGGUGAUGAACCGCGUUUAUCCGAUGAAGAUGAAGGUCUUCGUUUCUUUCGUCUACGUCUAUUACAUUUAAUUAAAGAAAUGUUCAAAUUCCAACAAAUUCAUUAUGCCUCGAACAUGCUUCAUCCUAAAUAUCGACACCUGAAGAAAACUGGUAGUCAUGAUAAACAUUCAUGUAAAUCAUUUAUCCGUCAAAUGAUGAGGAAGAUUGUCGAUCAAGAAAAAUCAACUUUAACUUCUUCAUCAUGUUCUUCAAGCAAUAAUCUUUAUGAACCAUCUCCAAAGAAGAUAAAACACUUUGGUGAAGAUUAUGAGACUGGAAACAUGAGCGAUGAAUAUGAAGAAGAUAAUGAUGAACUAGAAAGGUUUCUCGCUAAACGUUUGAAUAUCUUGGAUCUUCCUGAUAAUCCACUUGAUUUUUGGCGUAACCAUAGGAUGGAAUUUCCCAUCUUAGCUAAAGUGUCUCGUCAAGUAUUCAGUAUCCCAGCCACAUCAGCAGCGGUCGAAAGGACAUUCAGCGCAGGUGGAAAUGUUGUUACCAAACGUCGAACUAAUAUCAAGCCGGAGCAGUUGAAUAACGUUCUUUUUUUACGAUCUUACUAUUCACGUUGA
Molecule: messenger RNA, 2265 nt
Organism: Adineta ricciae
Lineage: Eukaryota; Metazoa; Rotifera; Eurotatoria; Adinetida; Adinetidae
Source: the annotation of a GenBank genome assembly